UGCACGUCAUCGCCUGACGCCGAGGGUUGGGGUGUGCAAGGCGCAGAAGUUAUAUUGCUUUAAACUUACAUACUUAAAACUUUCUUUUUAAUAACUUUCUUUUGUAUUUUAUUUCAUAAACUCACAGACUCGUCUUUUUAGUUUUUAAAACGAUCCUUCAGCUCUACGAAAGAUGAUUGAUCAGGUGACCGGAGCCGGGGCUCUGCCCUUUGCCCUCCAGCUCAAAGCUCUUCUGGACCAUGAAGCCAGAUGUCAGCCCAAACUCUGUGGCCUGCGGGUCAUCGAGUCCGCUCCAGACAACGGUCUGAGGAUGACGGUCAAGCUGAGAGACUUUCAAGUCCGGGAAUUUCUCUCCUUGACGCGGUUCUUUGGCUUCAGUUCGGAGACGUUCUCCCUCGCCGUGAAUCUUCUCGAUCGGUUCCUGGCUGUGAUGAAGAUCCAGCCCAAGCAUCUGGCCUGUGUGGGUCUGUGCUGCUUCUACAUCGCUGUGAAGACCUCUGAAGAGGAGAAGAGCGUUCCUCUGGCCAGCGACCUCAUCAGGAUCAGCCAGAACCGCUUCACGGUCCACGACAUGAUGAGGAUGGAGAAGAUCGUUCUGGAGAAGCUCUACUGGAAGGUCAAGGCUCCGACCGCCCUUCACUUCCUCCGACUCUUUCACUCUCGCAUUCAACAGCAGCUGGACGCAGAAACUAAGCGGAGUCUGAACAUCGAGAGGCUGGAGGCUCAGUUGAAGGCUUGCCAUUGCUCCUUUACCUUCACUAAGAUCAAGCCGUCUCUGCUUGCCUUGGCUCUUCUGGCUCUGGAGACUGACGAUCCGCACGAGUGUGAGCUGAUGCCUGCUCUCAGAGAGGCUCUGGAUGCUCUGCAGGAGACUCUGACUGUUAAAGCUGGAGAGCUGGUUUGUGUGCGGGAGCUCGUGGCUAAAUGUCUGUCUGAAUACUCUUCCUCCAAGACCCUGAGGCCGAACGGCCAGAGACUGCGCUGGAUGAUCUCGGGUCGAACCGCCAGACAGCUGAAGCACAGCUACUACAAGAUCGCCCAUCUCCCCACGAUCCCCGAAUACACCUGUUAACCCCUCGGUGUCGAGCGACCUGUAAUUCCUCAACACUGGUUACAGGCGCCUGACACUGAAGUCUUAACAUCUCUGCUUACUUUUCCUUUCCUUUCCUUCAGUCUUUGUUCUCUUUGAAACCCGACUGUAUUUAUUUCACGUCUUGAUGGCUAGUCAAGGGUGAGUUUGAGCGCGUGAGGCUCGCAGGUGUACAGUAUGUUCAUCUGAAUCGGCGCAGACGCGCUGGUUGUUUGAAGCGGUGAAGUAUAGAACCGCCUAGGUCCUCAAUCCACCGUGUGGAAGAGGAGGGAGAAGGGUUUUGAGAUUCAACACAACAACAUCAGAACCAAGAGAUCAGGCCCAAAACCCUUAACUCCAGCCCUAGGUUGUCAGCUGUCGUAAUGCACACUCCUACCCAAGGUGAUGAAACCAGAUUUUUAUUUUAUUUUUUUCAUUUAUGAUGCCGUUCUGCUAGUAUAAUCUGGAUGGCUAUGGAAAUGCAGGCUUUGAUAUGCCUCGAAUAGGAACGAAAAUCACUAAUUGGUUACUAAACCGACCAGCUCAUUUUACAUUUGGUUACUACUAAAGUCAUUUAAACGCAUAAAAAAUGAGUGCUACAAAUAAAGCGGCUUGAAGUCUAGACUCUGCUUUGGCUGUAAUAUUGAAGUUGAGAGCAGCGUUCGUGGAAAUGAUGUAGUUGAACCUUUCAAUAAAGACAACAUUGAAAUGUGAAA
Messenger RNA from Carassius carassius (crucian carp), 1785 nucleotides. RefSeq names its product cyclin G1 (gene ccng1). The transcript has 6 exons. NCBI's taxonomy places the organism in Eukaryota, Metazoa, Chordata, Actinopteri, Cypriniformes, Cyprinidae. Gene Ontology annotation, cellular component: cytoplasm; nucleus; cyclin-dependent protein kinase holoenzyme complex. The record is from RefSeq and is a predicted model, not a curated record. Gene Ontology annotation, molecular function: cyclin-dependent protein serine/threonine kinase regulator activity. Gene Ontology annotation, biological process: regulation of cyclin-dependent protein serine/threonine kinase activity; mitotic cell cycle phase transition. The coding region runs from base 173 to 1072 and encodes 299 amino acids.